Molecule: messenger RNA, 360 nt
Organism: Nematolebias whitei (Rio pearlfish)
Lineage: Eukaryota; Metazoa; Chordata; Actinopteri; Cyprinodontiformes; Rivulidae
Product: NADH dehydrogenase [ubiquinone] iron-sulfur protein 8, mitochondrial
Exons: 3
Coding region: 28-360 (110 amino acids)
Biological process (GO): mitochondrial respiratory chain complex I assembly; mitochondrial electron transport, NADH to ubiquinone
Cellular component (GO): membrane
Molecular function (GO): 4 iron, 4 sulfur cluster binding; NADH dehydrogenase activity
Source: RefSeq, a predicted model, not a curated record
UUGUCAGAGCGGGGUUGUCACUCAAACAUGAAUGUUUUGGUGGCAGGUCUGGCCAUGACCAUGAGCUACCUGUUCAGGGAACCUGCAACCAUCAGCUACCCGUUUGAAAAGGGACCGCUGUCCCCACGCUUCAGAGGAGAGCACGCUCUGCGCAGGUAUCCUUCAGGAGAGGAGCGCUGCAUUGCCUGCAAACUGUGUGAAGCCAUUUGUCCUGCCCAGGCCAUCACCAUUGAGGCAGAGACCAGAGCUGAUGGCAGCAGGAGGACCACUCGCUACGACAUUGACAUGACUAAAUGCAUCUACUGCGGUUUCUGUCAGGAGGCCUGUCCCGUGGACGCAAUUGUAGAGGUGUGCACAUGA